GAGUUGGGGAGAGAUAUGGUAGGAUGAUGUGGUGCGUCAUACCCUCAAGCUUGUCUUGCCAGGUCUGAUGUGGCAUGGUGUCUGAUGUGUCCAAUGGGGUAUUAUUGGUGAAGGUACGGUUGAGGACAGAUUAUUGUGUGGGGCUGUGAUACGCAUAAACUGCUAAACACCGAGAACGGCUUGAGCAGAGGAGUCGUGACCAAGGAGCGUUGGUAGGCAGGUGACAACGACAAUGAGUGAUGACCGUGUCCUGCGUCGUCGUUAUAUAUAACAAGAAUCGUCCGCAAUGGCAGGUGCCUGUACCACUCGGGCUCCAGACAACCGGUCUGCGAGACGGACUGAUGUGGCCGAAGAGGAUUCGAAGAGUCGACACGCUUAAUCAAUAUGCAUGCCUUGCUUGUACUGUAUCGUUCGUGCCGUUUCUAGUUUUCCGGGUUUCUGAGACGACGUGUUUGUUCGCGAAGAUGCAGAACAACAGCAAGAAGGUUAGAAGCUGGACACGGGACCAUGCAUCGUGCCAGGGAGAGGAGGACAGAGGAGAAGGAAAGAGAAAACAAAGAGUCUAUUUGCUCGUUCUGCUUGUAAGGGAAAGAAAGAUAUGGCUGAUCAGGAGAAGAGACGUAUCAACGACUUGGUUCAACCCUUGGCCCUCUGGAUGUGGGGAUAAACUAGGGCCUCAUCCGCCUUGGAGCUACAGUACCAUCCCGUGCGAGGCGGUGGAUGAUGGGGUUACUUUUCUGAUCUUUCUUUCCGUCCUCCUUGCUUUUUGCUUUUCCCCGGUCCGCUGCUCUGCGCCAAGUCAGCCGCAUCACCGGUCACUGGAUCAUUGGGACUCAACACUGCCAUGGCACUCGCCCAGGCUAGGCGUUGAUGCAGUCGUGACUACAGCCAAGCAGCAUACGCCAUCGUCCAAGGUGUGAGUACCAAUGUACUGUAUACACCUGGAGCCCAGAUAUUGGCAAGACCUGCCAGCGUUUCGCCAGUGACGAGCGAGUCAAGACAGAGUAUGCAGAAAAAGCAACGGGAUGUAACGCCGGUCAGCAGGGAUCAAGAGUUUGGGUUCGCGC
Molecule: messenger RNA, 1067 nt
Organism: Parathielavia appendiculata
Lineage: Eukaryota; Fungi; Ascomycota; Sordariomycetes; Sordariales; Chaetomiaceae
Exons: 1
Coding region: 240-920 (226 amino acids)
Source: RefSeq, a predicted model, not a curated record